Molecule: messenger RNA, 20486 nt
Organism: Saimiri boliviensis boliviensis (Bolivian squirrel monkey)
Lineage: Eukaryota; Metazoa; Chordata; Mammalia; Primates; Cebidae
Source: RefSeq, a predicted model, not a curated record
UGGCUUUUGCCUGGGGUUCUCAGGAGGGGAGAGUUGGGAGAGGCUUUGCUGCUGAGGAAAUUUAUUUGGUAGAUUGAAGGUUUGAACGAGCGCUACAGAAACAAAAGAAAAAGUCUGUAUAAGCCAAUGGUGUUCGGGAAGAAAAUAACCCCAUUGCCUUGAGUUUGUAGGUGCCACUACUACUCUGGAAAAAUGGCAGAUGACGAAGAAUAUGAGGAGGUGGUGGAGUACUACACAGAAGAAGUGGUUUAUGAAGAGGUGCCAGGAGAGACAAUAACAGAAAUUUAUGAGACUACGACCACAAGGACGUCUGACUAUGAGCAAUCCGAAACUUCCAAACCAGCUCUGGCACAGCCAGAACCAGCGAAGCCGGCAGAGGGAAGGAAGGUCAUCCGGAAGAAAGUGGAUUCUUCAAAGUUCAUGACCCCCUACAUUGCACACAGUCAGAAAAUGCAGGAUCUUUUUAGCCCAAAUAAAUACAAGAAGAAGUUUGAGAAAACAAAAGGACAGCCAUACGCCAGCACAACAGAUACCCCAGAACUUCGCAGAAUCAAAAAAGUACAAGAUCAACUCAGUGAGGUUAAGUAUCGAAUGGAUGGUGAUGUUGCUAAGACUAUCUGUCACGUAGAUGAAAAAGCAAAGGAUAUUGAACAUGCAAAGAAAGUGUCGCAGCAAGUCAGUAAGGUUUUAUACAAGCAGAACUGGGAAGACACCAAGGAUAAGUACCUGCUUCCUCCUGAUGCCCCUGAACUUGUCCAGGCUAUUAAGAACACAGCCAUGUUCAGCAAGAAACUGUACACUGAAGACUGGGAAGCAGACAAAAGUUUGUUUUAUCCCUACAAUGAUAGCCCGGAACUGAGGAGAGUUGCCCAGGCCCAGAAAGCUCUCAGUGAUGUUGCCUACAAAAAAGGUCUCACUGAACAGCAAGCUCAAUUCACGCCUCUGGCCGAUCCUCCAGAUAUAGAAUUUGCCAAGAAAGUAACCAAUCAAGUGAGCAAGCAAAAAUACAAACAAGACUAUGAAAAUAAAAUCAAAGGCAAAUGGAGUGAGACACCUUGCUUUGAAGUUGCAAACGCCAGAAUGAAUGCUGAAAACAUCAGCACAAGGAAAUACCAGGAAGAUUUUGAAAACAUGAAAGACCAGAUCUACUUCAUGCAGACUGAAACACCGGAGUAUAAAGUGAAUAAACAAGCUGGUGUGGCAGCUAGCAAGGUAAAAUACAAAGAAGACUAUGAAAAGAAUAAAGGAAAAGCAGACUAUAAUGUGCUUCCUGCUUCAGAGAACCCGCUGCUUAAGCAGCUGAAGGCAGCAGGAAAUGCCCUAAGUGAUAAACUAUACAAGGAAAACUAUGAAAAGACAAAGGCAAAGAGCAUAAAUUACUGUGAGACUCCCAAAUUUAAGCUCGAUACCGUUCUGCAGAACUUCAGUAGUGAUAACAAAUACAAAGAUUCCUACUUAAAAAAUAUUUUGGGACAUUAUGUAGGCAGCUUCGAGGAUCCAUACCAUUCACACUGCAUGAAAGUCACAGCUCAAAACAGUGAUAAAAACUACAAAGCAGAAUAUGAAGAAGACAGAGGCAAAGGCUUCUUCCCCCAGACCAUAACUCAAGAAUAUGAAGCAAUUAAGAAACUAGAUCAGUGUAAAGACCACACCUACAAAGUCCAUCCAGAUAAGACAAAAUUCACCCAAGUUACCGACUCUCCUGUUCUGCUGCAAGCCCAAGUCAAUUCCAAACAGCUGAGUGACUUAAAUUACAAAGCAAAACAUGAAAGUGAAAAGUUCAAGUGCCAUAUCCCCCCUGAUACUCCUGCUCUUAUCCAGCACAAAGUCAAUGCCUAUAACCUGAGUGAUAAUCUUUAUAAGCAAGACUGGGAGAAGAGCAAAGCCAAGAAAUUUGACAUUAAAGUGGAUGCCAUUCCCCUGCUGGCAGCCAAAGCCAACACCAAGAACACCAGUGAUGUGAUGUACAAGAAAGACUAUGAAAAAAGCAAAGGAAAAAUGAUUGGAGCCCUCAGCAUUAAUGAUGAUCCCAAGAUACUGCACUCCUUGAAGGUGGCCAAAAACCAGAGUGAUAGAUUAUACAAGGAAAACUAUGAGAAGACAAAGGCGAAGAGUAUGAAUUACUGCGAGACCCCGAAAUAUCAACUUGAUACUCAGCUGAAGAACUUCAGUGAGGCUAAAUAUAAAGACUUAUAUGUGAAGAAUAUUUUGGGACAUUAUGUAGGCAGCUUUGAGGACCCGUAUCACACACACUGCAUGAAAGUUGCAGCUCAAAACAGUGACAAAAGUUACAAAGCAGAGUAUGAAGAAGAUAAAGGAAAAUGCUAUUUCCCUCAGACAAUAACACAAGAAUAUGAAGCAAUCAAGAAGCUGGAUCAGUGUAAAGAUCAUACCUACAAAGUUCAUCCAGAUAAGACCAAAUUCACGGCAGUCACUGAUACUCCUGUACUGUUGCAAGCCCAGCUCAACACGAAACAGCUUAGCGAUCUGAAUUACAAAGCAAAACAUGAAGGUGAGAAGUUCAAGUGCCACGUACCAGCAGAUGCACCACAGUUUAUUCAACACAGAGUUAAUGCCUACAACCUGAGUGAUAAUCUUUAUAAGCAAGACUGGGAGAAGAGCAAAGCCAAGAAGUUUGAAAUUAAAGUGGAUGCCAUUCCCCUGCUGGCAGCCAAAGCCAACACCAAGAACACCAGUGAUGUGAUGUACAAGAAAGACUAUGAAAAAAGCAAAGGGAAAAUGAUUGGGGCCCUCAGCAUUAAUGAUGAUCCCAAGAUGCUGCACUCCUUGAAGACGGCCAAAAACCAGAGUGAUCGUGAAUAUCGAAAAGAUUAUGAAAAGUCAAAAACUGUCUACACGGCACCUCUUGAUAUGCUCCAAGUCACUCAAGCUAAGAAAUCUCAGGAAAUUGCCAGCGACGUUGAUUAUAAGCACAUCUUACACAGUUACAGCUACCCGCCCGAUAGCAUCAACGUGGACCUCGCCAAGAAGGCGUACGCACUACAGAGCGAUGUUGAAUACAAAGCUGACUACAACAGCUGGAUGAAAGGUUGUGGCUGGGUGCCUUUUGGGUCCUUAGAAAUGGAAAAGGCAAAGCGAGCUUCAGACAUCCUUAAUGAGAAAAAAUAUCGCCAACAUCCAGACACACUCAAGUUUACCUCGAUUGAAGAUGCUCCAAUUACAGUACAGGCUAAAAUUAACCAGGCCCAGAGGAGUGAUAUCGCUUACAAAGCCAAAGGAGAGGAAAUUCUUCACAAAUACAACCUGCCAGCAGAUCUGCCCCAGUUCAUCCAAGCUAAAGUUAAUGCCUACAAUAUCAGUGAGAAUAUGUACAAAGCAGACUUGAAAGACUUGAGCAAGAAGGGAUAUGACCUGAGAACUGAUGCGAUUCCCAUCAGAGCUGCCAAAGCUGCCAGGCAGGCGGCGAGUGAUGUUCAGUACAAAAAAGACUAUGAAAAAGCUAAAGGGAAAAUGGUUGGCUUCCAAAGUCUUCAAGAUGACCCUAAACUUGUUCAUUAUAUGAAUGUGGCCAAGACACAAUCAGAUCGGGAGUAUAAAAAAGACUAUGAGAAGACAAAGACCAAAUACAGCACACCCCACGAUAUGUUCAACGUCGUGGCAGCUAAGAAAGCUCAGGAUGUGGUCAGCAAUGUCAACUAUAAGCAUUCUCUCCAUCAUUACACCUACUUGCCUGACGCCAUGGACCUGGAGCUGUCUAAGAACAUGAUGCAUAUACAGAGUGAUAACGUCUACAAGGAAGACUACAACAACUGGAUGAAAGGCAUUGGCUGGAUUCCUAUCGGCAGUCUUGACGUCGAAAAGGUUAAAAAGGCCGGUGAUGCUCUGAAUGAAAAGAAGUACAGGCAACAUCCAGACACCCUCAAAUUUACCAGCAUUGUGGACUCCCCAGUUAUGGUCCAGGCAAAACAGAACACGAAGCAAGUCAGUGAUAUCUUAUACAAAGCUAAAGGAGAAGAUGUGAAACAUAAAUACACUAUGAGUCCUGAUCUUCCUCAGUUUCUCCAGGCCAAGUGCAAUGCUUACAAUAUAAGUGACGUCUGUUAUAAACGGGAUUGGCAUGACUUAAUAGCCAAGGGCAACAAUGUGCUGGGUGACGCUAUUCCCAUCACUGCAGCCAAGGCAUCGAGAAACAUUGCCAGUGAUUAUAAAUACAAGGAAGCUUAUGAGAAGGCAAAGGGAAAGCAUGUAGGUUUCAGAAGCCUCCAGGAUGAUCCCAAGCUGGUCCACUAUAUGAAUGUAGCAAAGUUGCAGUCCGAUCGUGAAUACAAGAAGAACUAUGAGAACACCAAAACCAGCUACCAUACCCCUGGGGACAUGGUUAGCAUCACAGCUGCAAAGAUGGCCCAGGAUGUCGCUACCAAUGUCAACUACAAACAGCCAUUACAUCAUUACACAUACCUACCAGACGCCAUGAGUCUUGAGCAUACGAGGAAUGUCAAUCAAAUUCAGAGUGAUAACGUGUAUAAAGACGAGUAUAACAGCUUCUUUAAGGGCAUCGGAUGGAUCCCUAUUGGUUCCCUGGAGGUUGAGAAGGCCAAGAAAGCAGGUGAUGCAUUAAAUGAGAGGAAGUAUCGGCAGCACCCAGAUACCAUCAAGUUCACAAGUGUGCCGGAUUCCAUGGGCAUGGUGUUGGCUCAGCAGAACACAAAGCAGCUAAGUGAUUUGAACUACAAGGUGGAGGGAGAGAAACUGAAGCACAAGUACACUAUUGACCCUGAAUUGCCUCAGUUUAUUCAAGCCAAGGUCAACGCCCUCAACAUGAGUGAUGCUUAUUAUAAAGCAGAUUGGAAGAAAACUCUUGCCAAGGGCUAUGAUUUGAGACCAGAUGCCAUCCCAAUUGUUGCUGCAAAAAGUUCAAGGAAUAUUGCUAGUGAUUGCAAAUAUAAGGAGGCCUACGAGAAAGCCAAAGGUAAGCAAAUUGGAUUUCUCAGCCUUCAGGAUGAUCCUAAACUGGUUCACUACAUGAAUGUGGCCAAAAUGCAGUCUGAUCGUGAGUACAAAAAGGGCUAUGAAGCCAGCAAGACCAAGUACCACACACCUCUGGAUAUGGUCAGUGUGACAGCCGCAAAGAAAUCUCAGGAGGUUGCCACUAAUGCCAACUACAGACAGUCAUACCACAACUACACUCUGCUGCCCGACGCCUUGAAUGUGGAGCACUCCAGGAACGCCAUGCAGAUUCAGAGUGAUAAUCUGUACAAAUCUGACUUCACCAAUUGGAUGAAAGGGAUCGGCUGGGUCCCCAUAGAGUCCCUGGAGGUGGAGAAGGCAAAGAAAGCAGGAGAGAUUCUUAGUGAGAAGAAGUAUCGCCAGCACCCCGAGAAACUAAAGUUCACAUAUGCCAUGGACACAAUGGAACAGGCACUUAACAAGAGUAACAAACUGAACAUGGACAAGAGGCUCUACACUGAAAAAUGGAACAAGGACAAGACCACCAUUCACGUCAUGCCUGACACACCGGAUAUUUUACUCUCCAGAAUAAACCAAAUCACCAUGAGUGAUAAACUGUACAAAGCUGGCUGGGAAGAAGAAAAGAAGAAAGGAUAUGAUCUAAGGCCUGAUGCCAUUGCAAUUAAGGCUGCAAGAGCCUCUAGAGACAUUGCCAGUGAUUACAAAUACAAACAAGCCUAUGAACAAGCCAAAGGGAAACACAUUGGCUUCCGGAGCCUGGAAGAUGACCCCAAGCUGGUGCACUUCAUGCAAGUGGCCAAGAUGCAGUCAGACCGGGAAUACAAGAAGGCAUACGAGAAAUCCAAGACCUCCUUCCACACCCCGGUGGACAUGCUCAGUGUGGUGGCAGCCAAGAAGUCUCAGGAAGUAGCCACCAACGCCAACUACAGGAACGUGAUCCAUACCUACAACAUGCUUCCUGAUGCCAUGAACUUUGAAUUGGCCAAAAACAUGAUGCAGAUUCAAAGUGAUAAUCAGUACAAGGCUGACUAUGCUGACUUCAUGAAGGGCAUUGGAUGGCUCCCUCUGGGCUCCCUGGAAGCCGAGAAAAACAAGAAAGCCAUGGAGAUUAUUAGUGAAAAGAAGUACCGCCAGCACCCAGACACUUUGAAGUAUUCCACACUGAUGGACUCAAUGAACAUGGUUUUGGCCCAGAAUAAUGCAAAAAUUAUGAACGAACAUCUCUACAAACAAGCAUGGGAGGCUGAUAAAACCAAAGUCCACAUCAUGCCUGAUAUCCCCCAGAUUAUUCUGGCAAAGGCAAAUGCAAUUAAUAUGAGUGAUAAACUCUACAAACUUUCCUUGGAAGAGUCUAAAAAGAAAGGCUACGAUCUCAGGCCUGAUGCAAUUCCUAUCAAAGCUGCCAAGGCGUCAAGAGAUAUCGCAAGUGAUUAUAAAUACAAGUACAAUUAUGAAAAAGGGAAGGGGAAAAUGGUUGGUUUCCGCAGUCUUGAGGAUGAUCCCAAAUUAGUCCAUUCCAUGCAAGUGGCUAAGAUGCAAUCUGAUCGGGAGUACAAGAAAAACUAUGAGAACACAAAGACCAGCUACCACACGCCUGCCGACAUGCUCAGUGUCACGGCUGCCAAGGAUGCCCAAGCAAACAUCACCAACACUAACUACAAGCACCUGAUUCACAAGUACAUCCUCCUUCCAGAUGCAAUGAACAUUGAGCUGACGAGGAAUAUGAAUCGCAUACAGAGUGAUAAUGAAUAUAAGCAAGACUACAAUGAAUGGUACAAAGGGCUUGGCUGGAGUCCAGCAGGUUCCCUGGAAGUGGAGAAGGCCAAGAAAGCAACUGAAUAUGCCAGUGAUCAGAAAUACCGCCAGCACCCGAGCAACUUCCAGUUUAAGAAACUGACUGAUUCCAUGGACAUGGUGCUCGCCAAACAGAAUGCACAUACCAUGAACAAGCAUUUAUACACCGUUGAUUGGAAUAAAGAUAAGACCAAGAUUCAUGUGAUGCCUGAUACACCAGAUAUUUUACAAGCCAAGCAGAAUCAAACAAUGUAUAGUCAGAAACUCUAUAAACUUGGAUGGGAAGAAGCUUUGAAGAAAGGCUAUGAUCUCCCAGUUGAUGCGAUUUCUGUACAGCUAGCUAAAGCUUCAAGAGACAUUGCUAGUGAUUUUAAAUACAAACAAGGCUACCGAAAGCAACUUGGCCACCAUAUUGGAUUCCGGAAUCUGCAAGAUGAUCCAAAACUUGUAUUGUCCAUGAAUGUAGCCAAAAUGCAGAGUGAAAGAGAAUACAAGAAGGACUUUGAGAAGUGGAAAACUAAGUUCUCUAGCCCAGUGGACAUGUUGGGAGUGGUACUGGCCAAGAAGUGUCAGGCCUUGGUUAGUGACGUGGACUACAGGAAUUACUUACAUCAGUGGACAUGCCUGCCUGAUCAGAAUGACGUUACUCAAGCUAAGAAAGUUUAUGAACUUCAAAGUGAGAAUCUGUAUAAGUCUGACCUUGAGUGGCUGAGAGGCAUAGGAUGGAGUCCCUUGGGUUCUUUAGAGGCAGAAAAGAACAAGCGGGCUUCAGAAAUCAUCAGUGAGAAGAAAUAUCGUCAGCCUCCAGACAAAAACAAGUUCACCAGCAUUCCUGAUGCCAUGGACAUAGUUCUGGCAAAGACAAAUGCCAAAAAUAGGAGUGAUAGACUUUACAGAGAAGCUUGGGACAAGGACAAGACUCAGAUCCACAUCAUGCCUGAUACACCUGACAUUGUUCUGGCUAAAGCAAACUUAAUCAACACCAGUGACAAACUCUACCGAAUGGGUUAUGAGGAGCUGAAGAGAAAAGGUUACGAUCUUCCUGUUGAUGCCAUACCAAUCAAAGCAGCAAAAGCCUCCCGGGAGAUUGCCAGCGAAUACAAGUACAAAGAAGGCUUUCGAAAGCAGCUCGGCCACCACAUCGGAGCCCGGAACAUUAAAGAUGAUCCCAAGAUGAUGUGGUCCAUGCACGUGGCCAAGAUCCAGAGUGACAGGGAGUACAAGAAGGACUUUGAGAAGUGGAAGACCAAGUUCAGCAGCCCAGUGGACAUGCUGGGGGUGGUGCUGGCCAAGAAGUGCCAGACCUUAGUCAGCGACGUGGACUACAAGAACUACCUGCACCAGUGGACAUGCCUGCCCGACCAGAGCGAUGUCAUCCACGCCCGGCAGGCCUACGACCUACAGAGUGAUAAUUUGUACAAGUCAGACCUUCAGUGGCUAAAGGGCAUCGGCUGGAUGCCUGCUGGUUCUCUCGAGGAUGAGAAAAACAAGCGAGCCACCCAGAUUUUGAGUGAUCAUGUUUACCGUCAGCACCCAGAUAAAUUCAAGUUUUCCAGCCUUAUGGAUUCCAUACCAAUGGUUUUGGCAAAAAACAAUGCUAUUACCAUGAAUCAUCGCCUCUAUACAGAAGCUUGGGAUAAAGAUAAAACCACUGUCCACAUUAUGCCAGAUACCCCUGAAGUUUUAUUAGCUAAACAAAACAAAGUAAAUUACAGUGAGAAAUUAUAUAAGCUUGGUCUAGAAGAAGCCAAGAGGAAAGGUUAUGAUAUGCGAGUAGAUGCCAUUCCUAUCAAGGCAGCCAAGGCCUCCAGAGACAUUGCAAGCGAAUUCAAGUACAAAGAAGGCUAUCGUAAGCAGCUCGGCCACCACAUUGGUGCCCGAGCUAUACAUGAUGACCCCAAGAUGAUGUGGUCCAUGCACGUGGCCAAGAUCCAGAGUGACAGGGAGUACAAGAAGGACUUUGAGAAGUGGAAGACCAAGUUCAGCAGCCCAGUGGACAUGCUGGGGGUGGUGCUGGCCAAGAAGUGCCAGACCUUAGUCAGCGACGUGGACUACAAGAACUACCUGCACCAGUGGACCUGCCUGCCCGACCAGAGCGACGUCAUCCACGCUCGGCAGGCCUAUGACCUCCAGAGCGACAAUAUGUACAAGUCUGAUCUUCAGUGGUUGCGAGGCAUCGGCUGGGUGCCCAUUGGCUCUUUGGAUGUGGAAAAAUGCAAAAGGGCCACAGAAAUUUUGAGUGAUAAAAUCUAUCGCCAGCCUCCAGACAGAUUCAAAUUUACCAGUGUGACUGAUUCUCUGGAACAAGUGCUGGCCAAGAACAAUGCCCUCAACAUGAACAAGCGUUUAUAUACAGAGGCCUGGGACAAAGACAAGACUCAAAUUCACAUAAUGCCAGAUACACCAGAGAUUAUGUUGGCAAGGCAGAACAAAAUCAACUACAGUGAGAGUCUAUACAAACUUGCCAAUGAAGAAGCGAAAAAGAAAGGCUACGACUUGCGAAGUGACGCCAUCCCCAUCGUGGCUGCCAAGGCCUCCAGGGACAUCAUCAGUGACUACAAAUAUAAAGAUGGUUACCGCAAGCAACUUGGCCACCACAUCGGAGCCCGGAACAUUAAAGAUGACCCCAAGAUGAUGUGGUCCAUGCACGUGGCCAAGAUCCAGAGUGACAGAGAGUACAAGAAGGACUUUGAGAAGUGGAAGACCAAGUUCAGCAGCCCAGUGGACAUGCUGGGAGUGGUGCUGGCCAAGAAGUGCCAGACCUUAGUCAGCGACGUGGACUACAAGAACUACCUGCACCAGUGGACCUGCCUGCCCGACCAGAAUGAUGUCAUCCAUGCCCGGCAGGCCUAUGACCUCCAGAGUGACAACAUUUACAAAUCUGAUCUCCAGUGGCUGAAAGGCAUUGGCUGGGUCCCCAUUGGGUCUGUGGACGUAGUCAAGUGCAAGAGAGCUGCAGAAAUACUGAGUGAUCACAUCUACCGCCAGCCUCCGGACAAGCUGAAAUUUACCAGCAUCACUGAUUCUCUGGAGCAGGUGUUGGCCAAGAACAAUGCUCUCAACAUGAAUAAGCGCUUAUACACAGAAGCCUGGGACAAAGACAAGACACAAGUCCAUAUUAUGCCUGAUACACCUGAAAUCAUGUUGGCAAGACAAAAUAAAAUAAAUUAUAGUGAGAGCCUCUAUCGUCAGGCCAUGGAAGAAGCCAAGAAAGAAGGCUAUGACUUGAGAAGUGAUGCCAUUCCCAUUGUGGCUGCCAAGGCCUCUCGGGAUAUUGCCAGUGAUUACAAAUACAAAGAAGCAUAUCGUAAACAGUUGGGUCACCACAUUGGUGCCCGAGCAGUACAUGAUGACCCCAAGAUAAUGUGGUCCCUCCACAUUGCCAAAGUGCAGAGUGACCGUGAGUACAAGAAAGAAUUUGAGAAAUACAAGACAAGGUACAGCAGCCCAGUGGACAUGCUUGGUAUCGUUUUGGCCAAGAAGUGUCAGACCUUGGUCAGCGACGUGGACUAUAAACAUCCUCUUCAUGAAUGGAUCUGCCUGCCUGACCAGAAUGACAUCAUUCAUGCACGGAAAGCCUAUGACCUACAGAGUGACAAUUUGUAUAAGUCAGACCUUGAAUGGAUGAAAGGCAUUGGCUGGGUUCCGAUUGGUUCCUUGGAAGUUGUUAGGGCCAAGAGAGCUGCAGAAAUACUUAGUGAUAAUAUCUAUCGUCAGCAUCCAGACACACUGAAAUUUACCAGUAUAACGGACACUCCAGAGCAGGUGCUGGCAAAAAGCAAUGCUAUAAACAUGAAUAAGCGCUUAUAUACUGAAGCCUGGGACAAUGACAAGAAAACUAUUCAUGUCAUGCCUGAUACACCAGAAAUUAUGUUAGCCAAACUCAACCGAAUAAACUACAGUGACAAACUCUAUAAACUUGCUUUGGAGGAGUCCAGAAAGGAAGGCUAUGACUUGCGUCUGGAUGCCAUUCCAAUCCAAGCAGCCAAGGCUUCAAGAGAUAUUGCUAGUGAUUACAAGUACAAGGAAGGCUACCGCAAACAGCUCGGCCACCACAUUGGGGCCCGGAACAUUAAGGAUGAUCCCAAGAUGAUGUGGUCCAUCCAUGCAGCCAAGAUCCAGAGUGACAGGGAGUACAAGAAGGACUUUGAGAAGUGGAAGACCAAGUUCAGCAGCCCAGUGGAUAUGCUGGGGGUGGUGCUGGCCAAGAAGUGCCAGAUCCUCGUAAGCGACAUAGACUACAAGCACCCCCUGCAUGAAUGGACCUGCCUGCCUGAUCAGAACGACGUCAUUCAAGCUCGGAAGGCCUAUGACCUGCAGAGUGAUGCUAUUUACAAAUCUGAUCUUGAGUGGCUGAGAGGCAUUGGAUGGGUUCCCAUUGGCUCUGUAGAAGUCGAGAAGGUGAAGAGGGCUGGAGAAAUUCUGAGUGAAAGGAAGUACCGCCAGCCUGCAGACCAGCUCAAAUUCACAUGCAUUACAGACACUCCAGAAAUUGUCCUCGCAAAGAAUAAUGCCCUGACCAUGAGCAAGCAUUUAUACACAGAAGCUUGGGAUGCUGACAAAGCCUCCAUCCACGUGAUGCCAGACACCCCAGAAAUCCUGCUGGCCAAGAGCAAUUCUGCCAAUAUCAGCCAAAAACUUUACACCAAGGGAUGGGAUGAAUCAAAGAUGAAGGACUAUGAUCUGAGAGCGGAUGCUAUUUCCAUCAAAAGUGCCAAGGCCUCCAGGGACAUUGCCAGUGACUACAAAUACAAGGAAGCGUAUGAGAAACAGAAAGGCCACCACAUUGGAGCCCAGAGCAUUGAAGAUGAUCCCAAGAUUAUGUGUGCCAUACAUGCAGGAAAAAUUCAAAGUGAAAGGGAGUACAAGAAGGAAUUCCAGAAGUGGAAGACCAAGUUCUCUAGCCCCGUGGACAUGCUGGGCAUCUUGCUGGCCAAGAAAUGUCAGACGCUGGUCAGUGACAUUGAUUAUCGCAAUUACCUGCAUUACUGGACAUGCAUGCCUGAUCAAAACGACAUUAUCCAAGCAAAGAAGGCCUAUGACCUGCAGAGUGAUGCCCUCUACAAGGCUGACUUGGAGUGGCUGCGUGGCAUUGGCUGGAUGCCUCAAGGUUCUCCUGAAGUGCUGAGAGUCAAAAAUGCCCAGGAGAUCCUUUGCGACAGUGUCUAUCGGACGCCUGUGGUGAACCUUAAGUACACAAGCAUUGUUGACACUCCUGAAGUGGUCCUCGCUAAAGCUAAUGCUGAAAAUAUUAGUAUACCAAAGUACAGAGAGCUUUGGGACAAGGAUAAAACUUCAAUCCACAUAAUGCCAGACACUCCUGAAAUUAAUCUCGCUAGAGCAAAUGCUCUUAAUGUGAGCAGUAAACUUUACCGUGAGGGCUGGGAUGAAAUGAAGGCAGGCUGUGAUGUCCGGCUGGAUGCCAUCCCCAUCCAGGCUGCCAAGGCCUCCAGGGAGAUUGCCAGUGACUAUAAAUAUAAGCUUGACCAUGAGAAGCAGAAGGGACACUACGUGGGCACCCUCACAGCCAGGGAUGACAACAAGAUCCGCUGGGCCCUCAUAGCUGACAAGCUCCAGAAUGAACGAGAGUACCGGCUGGAUUGGGCCAAAUGGAAGGCGAAGAUCCAAAGCCCCGCGGACAUGCUUUCCAUCCUGCACUCGAAAAAUUCCCAGGCUCUGGUCAGUGACGUGGAUUACCGCAAUUACCUGCACCAGUGGACCUGCAUGCCCGACCAGAAUGAUGUGAUUCAGGCCAAGAAGGCCUACGAACUGCAGAGUGACAAUGUUUACAAGGCUGACUUGGAGUGGUUGCGUGGAAUUGGGUGGAUGCCAAAUGACUCUGUGUCCGUCAAUCACGCCAAACAUGCUGCAGACAUCUUCAGUGAGAAAAAAUAUCGUACCAAAAUAGAAACUCUCAACUUCACUCCUGUGGAUGACAGAGUUGAUUAUGUGACAGCAAAACAAAGUGGCGAGAUCCUCGAUGAUAUUAAAUACCGAAAAGACUGGAACGCCACCAAAUCAAAGUACACUCUCACAGAAACCCCCCUGCUGCAUACGGCCCAGGAGGCUGCUAGGAUACUGGAUCAGCAUCUCUACAAGGAAGGCUGGGAGAGACAAAAAGCCACAGGUUACAUUUUGCCUCCAGAUGCUGUGCCGUUCGUUCAUGCCCAUCACUCUGGUGACGUUCAGAGUGAGCUGAAAUACAAAGCUGAGCAUGUGAAGCAAAAAGGUCAUUAUGUUGGCGUCCCAACAAUGAGAGAUGAUCCUAAGCUGGUUUGGUUUGAGCAUGCAGGCCAGAUUCAGAAUGAGAGACUAUACAAAGAGGACUAUCACAAAACAAAGGCCAAAAUCAAUAUACCCGCUGACAUGGUGUCAGUCUUGGCUGCCAAGGAGGGGCAGAACCUUGUCAGUGAUAUUGAUUACCGUAAUUACUUGCACCAAUGGACGUGUCAUCCUGACCAGAAUGAUGUUAUUCAGGCAAGAAAGGCCUAUGACCUACAGAGCGAUAAUGUCUACAAAGCUGACCUGGAGUGGCUCCGAGGCAUUGGCUGGAUUCCCCUGGAUUCUGUGGACCAUGUGAGGGUUACUAAGAACCAGGAAAUGGUCAAUCAGAUAAAAUAUAAGAAAAAUGCCCUUGACAACUAUCCUAACUUUACAAGUGUGGUGGAUCCUCCAGAGAUUGUUUUAGCCAAGAUUAAUUCUGUCAAUCAAAGUGAUGUGAAAUACAAAGAAACAUUUAAUAAAGCGAAGGGCAAGUAUACGUUUUCACCAGACACACCACACAUCUCCCACUCCAAAGACAUGGGAAAACUCUACAGUACUAUCCUGUAUAAAGGGGCGUGGGAGGGCACCAAGGCCUAUGGCUACACCCUGGAUGAGCGCUACAUUCCCAUCGUUGGAGCCAAGCAUGCUGAUCUGGUGAACAGUGAGCUUAAAUACAAAGAGAUAUAUGAGAAGCAGAAAGGUCACUACCUGGCUGGAAAAGUGAUCGGUGAAUUCCCUGGUGUGGUUCACUGUCUGGAUUUCCAAAAGAUGAGGAGUGUGUUGAACUACAGAAAACAUUAUGAGGAUACCAAAGCAAAUGUUCAUAUCCCCAACGAUAUGAUGAAUCAUGUGCUGGCUAAAAAGUGCCAGUACAUCCUCAGUGACCUGGAGUAUCGACACUAUUUCCACCAGUGGACAUCUCUUCCAGAAGAACCUAAUGUUAUACGCGUCCGAAAUGCCCAGGAGAUCUUGAGUGAUAAUGUAUAUAAAGAUGACCUGAAUUGGCUGAAAGGCAUUGGUUGCUACGUUUGGGAUACACCCCAAAUCCUCCAUGCCAAGAAAUCAUAUGACCUUCAGAGUCAGCUACAAUAUACAGCAGCAGGUAAAGAAAAUCUACAAAACUAUAAUCUGGUCACAGACACGCCCCUCUAUGUGACUGCUGUUCAGAGUGGCAUUAAUGCCAGUGAGGUGAAAUAUAAAGAAAAUUAUCAUCAGAUUAAGGACAAAUACACAACAGUUCUGGAGACAGUGGAUUAUGACAGAACCAGAAACCUGAAGAAUCUGUACAGCAGUAACCUGUACAAGGAGGCCUGGGAUAGAGUGAAAGCCACCAGCUACAUCCUGCCCACCAGCACCUUGUCCCUGACACACGCCAAGAACCAGAAGCAUCUGGCCAGCCGUAUCAAAUAUCGGGAAGAAUAUGAAAAGUUCAAAGCUCUUUAUACGUUACCAAGAAGCGUUGAAGAUGAUCCGAACACAGCACGGUGCCUCCGAGUUGGCAAGCUUAACAUCGACCGCCUGUACAGAUCAGUUUAUGAAAAGAACAAGAUGAAAAUCCACAUCGUCCCCGACAUGGUAGAGAUGGUUACCGCCAAGGAUUCUCAGAAGAAAGUCAGUGAGAUUGAUUACCGCCUGCAUCUCCACGAAUGGAUCUGCCACCCCGACUUGCAAGUCAAUGAUCACGUCAGGAAAGUCACAGAUCAGAUCAGCGAUAUUGUGUACAAGGAUGACCUCAACUGGCUGAAAGGCAUUGGUUGCUAUGUCUGGGACACUCCUGAAAUCCUCCAUGCCAAGCAUGCUUAUGAUCUACGUGAUGAUAUCAAGUAUAAAGCUCACAUGUUGAAAACAAGGAAUGACUACAAGCUUGUCACAGAUACCCCAGUCUACGUGCAGGCUGUCAAAAGUGGGAAACAGCUGAGUGACGCUGUCUACCACUAUGACUAUGUGCACAGUGUCAGAGGCAAAGUGGCUCCAACUACCAAAACCGUGGAUCUGGACCGGGCCCUUCACGCGUACAAGCUCCAGAGUGCGAAUCUAUACAAAACCAGCCUGCGCACCCUGCCCACUGGAUAUAGACUUCCAGGUGAUACUCCUCACUUCAAACACAUCAAGGAUACCCGUUACAUGAGCAGUUAUUUCAAGUACAAAGAAGCCUAUGAACACACCAAGGCAUAUGGGUAUACACUCGGUCCCAAAGAUGUUCCAUUUGUCCACGUCCGGAGAGUCAACAAUGUUACCAGCGAGAGACUGUAUCGGGAAUUGUACCACAAACUGAAAGACAAGAUCCAUACAACUCCCGAUACCCCUGAGAUCCGCCAAGUCAAGAAGACACAAGAGGCUGUCAGUGAGUUGAUCUACAAAUCAGACUUCUUCAAGAUGCAGGGCCACAUGAUCUCUCUGCCAUACACACCCCAAGUGAUCCACUGCCGCUAUGUGGGAGACAUCACCAGUGAUAUUAAAUACAAAGAGGACUUGCAGGUCCUGAAGGGACUUGGUUGCUUCCUGUAUGACACUCCUGACAUGGUCCGCUCCCGGCACCUGCGGAAGCUCUGGUCUAAUUACCUGUACACUGAUAAGGCAAGGAAGAUGCGAGACAAAUACAAAGUGGUACUUGACACUCCAGAAUACAGAAAAGUGCAAGAACUGAAGACACAUCUGAGUGAGCUGGUCUACAGAGCUGCAGGCAAGAAGCAGAAGUCAAUCUUUACUUCAGUUCCUGAUACUCCUGAUCUUUUAAGAGCCAAGCGAGGACAGAAGCUUCAGAGUCAGUAUCUGUAUGUUGAACUUGCCACCAAAGAGAGACCCCACCAUCACGCUGGAAACCAGACCACAGCCUUGAAGCACGCUAAACACGUGAAGGACAUGGUCAGCGAGAAAAAGUACAAGAUUCAAUAUGAAAAGAUGAAGGACAAGUACACUCCGGUUCCAGAUACGCCAAUCCUCAUCAGAGCCAAGAGGGCUUACUGGAAUGCCAGUGACCUACGCUACAAAGAAACAUUUCAAAAGACCAAAGGGAAAUACCACACAGUGAAAGAUGCCCUGGACAUUGUCUAUCAUCGCAAAGUCACUGAUGACAUCAGUAAAAUAAAAUAUAAGGAGAACUACAUGAGCCAGUUGGGUAUCUGGAGGUCCAUUCCUGAUCGUCCAGAGCAUUUCCACCACCGAGCAGUCACCGAUGCAGUCAGUGAUGUAAAAUAUAAAGAAGACUUGACUUGGCUUAAAGGCAUUGGUUGCUAUGCCUACGAUACCCCUGAUUUCACUCUGGCUGAAAAGAACAAGACUCUAUACAGCAAGUAUAAGUAUAAAGAAGUAUUUGAAAGGACAAAGUCAGAUUUCAAGUAUGUUGCGGACUGUCCGAUCAACAGGCAUUUCAAGUAUGCAACUCAACUGAUGAAUGAGAAAAAAUACAGAGCUGAUUAUGAGCAGCGGAAAGAUAAAUACCACCUGGUAGUCGAUGAGCCUAGACAUCUGCUGGCUAAGACCGCAGGCGACCAGAUCAGUCAGAUCAAAUAUAGGAAAAACUAUGAAAAAUCAAAGGACAAAUUUACUUCAGUUGUGGACACUCCAGAACACCUGCGUACUACGAAAGUCAACAAACAAAUCAGUGAUAUCCUUUAUAAAUUGGAAUACAACAAGGCCAAACCCAGAGGCUACACCACAAUCCAUGACACGCCCAUGUUGCUGCAUGUCCGCAAGGUUAAAGAUGAAGUCAGUGAUCUGAAAUACAAAGAAGUAUACCAAAGAAAUAAAUCCAACUGCACCAUUGAGCCAGAUGCUGUUCAUAUCAAAGCAGCCAAGGACGCCUACAAAGUCAACACCAACCUGGACUAUAAGAAACAGUAUGAAGCCAACAAAGCCCACUGGAAGUGGACCCCUGACCGACCGGACUUCCUCCAGGCUGCCAAGUCAUCCCUGCAGCAAAGUGAUUUUGAAUAUAAGCUGGACCGGGAGUUCCUCAAGGGUUGCAAGCUUUCUGUCACUGAUGACAAAAACACGGUGCUGGCCCUCAGGAAUACUUUAAUAGAAAGUGAUCUGAAAUACAAAGAAAAACAUGUCAAGGAAAGAGGAACCUGCCAGGCUGUACCUGACACACCUCAGAUCCUGCUGGCGAAGACUGUCAGCAACCUGGUGUCCGAGAACAAGUACAAGGACCAUGUCAAGAAGCACUUGGCCCAGGGCUCAUACACAACACUACCAGAGACCCGGGACACUGUUCACGUCAAGGAAGUGACCAAGCAUGUCAGUGAUACAAAUUACAAAAAGAAGUUUGUCAAGGAGAAAGGAAAAUCCAACUACUCCAUCAUGCUGGAGCCACCAGAGGUGAAGCAUGCUAUGGAAGUGGCCAAGAAGCAGAGUGAUGUUGCUUACAGAAAAGAUGCCAAAGAGAACCUCCAUUAUACCACAGUGGCUGAUCGACCAGACAUCAAGAAGGCCACACAGGCAGCCAAACAAGCCAGUGAGGUGGAGUACAGAGCCAAGCACCGCAAGGAAGGCAGCCAUGGCUUAAGCAUGCUCGGUCGCCCAGACAUAGAAAUGGCCAAGAAGGCAGCCAAGCUGAGUAGCCAGGUUAAAUACCGAGAAAAUUUCGACAAAGAAAAGGGCAAGACACCAAAAUACAAUCCAAAGGACAGCCAGCUCUACAAAGUCAUGAAAGAUGCUAAUAAUCUUGCAAGUGAGGUUAAAUAUAAGGCUGACCUGAAGAAACUUCACAAACCUGUGACUGACAUGAAGGAGUCUCUGAUCAUGAAUCAUGUCCUGAAUACAAGCCAACUUGCCAGUUCCUACCAGUACAAGAAGAAGUAUGAGAAGAGUAAAGGCCACUACCACACAAUACCCGAUAAUCUGGAGCAGCUUCACCUAAAAGAGGCCACAGAAUUACAGAGUAUAGUGAAAUACAAAGAAAAGUAUGAAAAAGAACGAGGAAAGCCCAUGCUGGAUUUUGAAACGCCAACGUACAUCACUGCCAAAGAGUCUCAGCAGAUGCAGAGUGGGAAAGAAUAUAGGAAAGAUUAUGAAGAGUCCAUUAAAGGCAGAAACCUGACUGGCCUGGAGGUCACGCCAGCUUUGUUACAUGUCAAAUAUGCAACUAAAAUAGCAAGCGAGAAAGAGUACAGGAAAGAUCUAGAGGAAAGCAUCCGUGGGAAGGGCCUCACUGAAAUGGAAGAUACACCUGACAUGCUAAGAGCAAAGAAUGCCACUCAGAUCCUCAAUGAGAAAGAAUAUAAGCGAGACCUGGAACUGGAAGUCAAAGGAAGAGGCCUGAAUGCCAUGGCCAAUGAAACUCCAGAUUUUAUGAGGGCCAGGAAUGCUACUGAUAUUGCCAGUCAGAUUAAGUACAAGCAAUCAGCAGAAAUGGAGAAAGCCAAUUUCACUUCUGUGGUUGAUACUCCAGAGAUCAUUCACGCCCAACAAGUCAAGAAUCUUUCAAGCCAGAAAAAGUACAAGGAAGAUGCUGAGAAGUCCAUGUCAUAUUAUGAGACCGUUUUGGAUACCCCAGAGAUGCAGAGAGUCCGGGAGAACCAAAAGAACUUCAGCCUUCUCCAAUACCAGUGUGACCUUAAAAACAGUAAAGGAAAAAUUACAGUUGUUCAAGACACGCCAGAAAUACUGCGUGUAAAAGAAAACCAAAAGAAUUUCAGCUCGGUUUUAUAUAAAGAGGAUGUCUCACCAGGAACGGCAAUUGGAAAGACACCUGAAAUGAUGAGAGUGAAACAAACACAGGACCACAUUAGCUCGGUGAAGUAUAAGGAAGCAAUAGGACAAGGAACUCCAAUCCCUGACCUGCCUGAAGUGAAACGUGUGAAGGAGACACAGAAGCACAUUAGCUCGGUUAUGUACAAAGAAAACUUGGGAACAGGCAUUCCAACCACUGUGACUCCAGAGAUUGAGAGAGUCAAACGCAAUCAAGAGAACUUUAGCUCGGUUUUGUACAAAGAAAAUUUGGGGAAAGGAAUCCCAACACCUAUCACUCCAGAGAUGGAGAGAGUCAAACGCAAUCAAGAGAACUUUAGCUCGGUGUUAUACAAAGAAAACAUGGGCAAGGGAACCCCUUUACCUGUCACUCCCGAGAUGGAGAGAGUCAAACACAAUCAAGAAAAUAUUAGCUCGGUUUUGUACAAAGAAAAUGUGGGGAAAGCCACCCCAACCCCUGUCACUCCUGAGAUGCAGAGAGUCAAACGCAAUCAAGAAAAUAUUAGCUCGGUGUUAUACAAAGAGAACCUGGGGAAAGCAACCCCCACACCCUUUACUCCUGAGAUGGAAAGAGUGAAACGCAAUCAAGAAAACUUUAGCUCGGUAUUGUACAAAGAGAACAUGAGAAAAGCAACUCCGACACCUGUUACUCCAGAGAUGGAGAGAGCUAAGCGCAACCAAGAAAACAUUAGCUCGGUUCUUUAUUCUGAUAGCUUCCGGAAACAAAUACAAGGCAAAGCUGCCUAUGUGUUGGAUACCCCCGAGAUGAGGCGGGUGAGGGAGACCCAACGGCACAUUUCAACGGUGAAAUAUCAUGAAGACUUUGAGAAACACAAGGGUUCCUUCACACCAGUGGUGACAGAUCCUAUCACUGAACGAGUAAAGAAGAACAUGCAGGACUUCAGUGACAUUAACUACCGAGGUAUUCAGAGGAAAGUGGUAGAAAUGGAACAAAAACGGAAUGACCAAGAUCAGGAGACACUUACAGGUCUACGUGUCUGGCGUACUAAUCCUGGUUCAGUUUUUGACUAUGAUCCAGCAGAAGACAACAUCCAGUCCCGAAGCUUACACAUGAUUAAUGUCCAAGCUCAGCGCCGAAGCCGGGAGCAGUCACGAUCUGCCAGUGCACUGAGCAUCAGUGGGGGUGAAGAGAAGUCUGAGCAUUCAGAAGCGCCAGACCACCACCUUUCGACUUACAGUGAUGGGGGUGUCUUCACAGCCUCAACAGCUUACAAACAUGCAAAAACCACAGUGCUCCCACAACAACGAUCAUCUUCAGUUGCUACCCAACAGACAACAGUAUCUUCCAUCCCAUCUCAUCCAUCUACUGCUGGAAAAAUCUUUCGUGCCAUGUAUGACUACAUGGCUGCGGAUGCAGAUGAAGUGUCCUUCAAAGAUGGAGAUGCUAUCAUAAAUGUUCAAGCUAUUGAUGAAGGUUGGAUGUAUGGCACUGUGCAGAGGACUGGCAGGACCGGAAUGCUCCCAGCCAACUACGUUGAAGCUAUUUAGACAUUUCAAAGCAUCACACUUGCCUGCAGGACCUAUGCAGUGAAGGUUUCAGUGUAGACUCUCCACUGUUACCUAAGUUUUCAAGCUGCCUAUGGUUUUUCUGUGUCAACGUAAUUUAUGGUAGUACCAUCCUUUUUCCUUUGGUUUUGAAAAUAAGUUGCAGAAUAGACAUUUUAAGUUUCUGCAAUAUUAUUUCUGUGCCUAGAGUCUUUCUCCAUUAUAAACAUGUUUUAACAUUAUUUCUUUUCUAAACCAGAUUUUUGAAUAUGCCAAACACAUUAAAGGAAGAAUAGCAGAGA